Messenger RNA from Zootoca vivipara (common lizard), 1705 nucleotides. Its product is annotated as putative N-acetyltransferase camello. The record is from RefSeq and is a predicted model, not a curated record. Gene Ontology annotation, molecular function: N-acetyltransferase activity. NCBI's taxonomy places the organism in Eukaryota, Metazoa, Chordata, Lepidosauria, Squamata, Lacertidae.
CACGUGUUGCGGGGAGGCUCGUCUCCGGAAUCGACGUCAUCGCCAGGCGCAGGGUGGCGUGGGGCGUCGCUGCCUGAGGAGAAGUGUUCUCCUACUAGCCUGCGUCCUCCAGUGGUGCACCAUGGAGCGUUACCACAUCCGCGAGUACCGCUCCGAGGACUAUGAGACGGCACGCGACUUGUUUGCCACAGGCAUGAGUGAGUAUGUGCCCACCCUGUGCGUGCACAUGCUGAAGCAGCCCUGGGUAAUCCUGCUCCUGGCCUGCACCUUCUGCUUGCUGCUAACCAGCUCCAAAUCGCUCCUGCUGCCCAUCCUGGCCGUCACCCUGCUGCUGGCUGUCGGCCGGCAGCUCUUAGGCUACAUCUGGUCCAUGUACAUCGACCACUGCUUGCAGGAGGACCUGCUGGACAUCAAGGCUGCUUACCUGGGAGGCAAGGGCUCCUGUUUCUGGGUGGCCGAGGCAGAUGAGUGUGUGGUGGCCAUCGUAGGUGCCAGGCCCUCCGAGGAACACCUGGGAGAGCUCAUGUUGAAGCGCAUGUCGGUUCGGAAGGACUAUCGCGGCCUUGGCAUUGCCAAGGCCCUCUGCAGGACAGUGAUCUCCUUUGCCCGAGAGCAUGGUUACCAGUCUGUGGUGCUGAACACCCUCAUGGUGCAGCAUGAGGCCCGUGCCAUGUACGAGGGCGUUGGCUUCCGCAUGUAUCACCACUAUGUCCUGCCCACCAUCUACGGCAGGUUGGCCAACUGCACCGUUUCCAAGUAUCGAUAUGAUAUCCCCUCCGUGGACUGAGGGGGAGAAACCAGGGAGUGGUCGGUGGUGUCUGCCUGGGUCUGGUCUUUCAUCCCAUUUGUCCCUUGGACAUUUGGUGUAGUUGAUUAUGUGGUGCCAAGAGAAUUGGAAGUGGUUUGUUCUGGUGCUCAGCAAAGGGGUGUCUCCUUUUGGACUUUUCCAGUUUGCUGCAGAGGGCACUUGACAGCCAAGUUUUUAAGGAAUUCUAGCAAUGAAGGAAACUGUAACUAGUAAUAUUUCCAGAAGGAUCCUUUCCUUUUUGCUUCCAAGGUGUUUGUGAGAAAAUGGGGGUCCUGGUUUGGAAGGGAUGUGUAACUUUACAGGACUGAGUUUUCAUUGCCGAAGAAAGUGGGCUUCUCUGGUGGCCUCAUCUCAGCACUUCUGAACUUGCACGGAAGCCGCUCUUUGCCUUGUUCCUUGGGAGGACUGUUGUUGGUCCAAGUGGCAAGCGACUGGCCCAAGAGCCAGAGUGCCAGGAGAGACUAUUGCUGCUGUCACCAAGGGCCUUUGUUCUUUUCUUUUUUUUGCCUUCUGGGAUGGGCUAAGGCCUCAGAGGCCCUUCCAUCACAUCACCUUGAUGCAAAGAUUUCUGUUUGUUUCCUCAGGGCAUGCAGCACAUUGAGCUCUGCAUCUGAUUAAAUGUGCAGGAAAUUCAUUCUUCGUGCUCUUCAAUGCAACCCAAAUGCUGCUGUUUUCAUAACCUCUUAACUACAUUCAUUUGAACUAGCUUAAUAACUCCAGCAGUUGUCUUUGGCAGAGAUCUGUGUCUCUGGUGUGUCCUUUGAGAUGUGGUCCUACCCGAGGAGAUAAUACUAUUCCUUCUUUGCAUUCCCCACAUUAUGGUCGCAAAAUUAUGACUACUGUUUCUAUAAACCAAGGGCCAAUAAUAAAUCUCUCUCAUACAUUUGUACAGGGGAA